Molecule: messenger RNA, 1275 nt
Organism: Trematosphaeria pertusa
Lineage: Eukaryota; Fungi; Ascomycota; Dothideomycetes; Pleosporales; Trematosphaeriaceae
Product: RIO1-domain-containing protein
Exons: 2
Coding region: 1-1275 (424 amino acids)
Biological process (GO): protein phosphorylation; maturation of SSU-rRNA
Cellular component (GO): cytosol; preribosome, small subunit precursor; nucleus
Molecular function (GO): ATP binding; protein serine/threonine kinase activity
Source: RefSeq, a predicted model, not a curated record
AUGAAGCUGAACGUCAAAAAUAUUCGCUAUCUCGGUCCGGAUGACUGGCGCGUUCUCACUGCGACAGAAAUGGGCAGCCGCAACCAUGAAGUCGUGCCUACGCCCUUGAUAUCUCAGAUUGCCUCCCUCCGUGGCGGCGGCGUUCAAAAGAGCAUAUCCAAUAUCGCGAAGAUCGGGCUGAUUGCGAAGGUCAAGAACGCCAAGUACGAUGGCUACCGGCUCACGUACGGCGGGCUCGAUUACCUCGCCCUCCAUACGCAUACCAAGGCUUCGACUGUAUACUCUGUGGGUAAUCAGAUUGGAGUGGGAAAAGAGUCGGACAUCUUGGUCUGCGCAUCGGACACGGGAAAGCAGCUAGUCCUAAAGAUACACCGUCUCGGCCGCAUAUCCUUCCGCACCGUAAAGGCAAACCGCGAUUACCUCCGCAAUCGACAGUCCGGCUCAUGGAUGUACAUGUCACGGCUGGCUGCUCUGAAGGAAUUCGAGUUCAUGAAAGCACUCCGAAGAGAAGGGUUUCCUGUCCCGGAGCCCAUCGGUCAGAACAGGCAUACCAUAGUGAUGAGCCUUGUGGAUGCCUUCCCCAUGCGACAGAUCUCCAAAGUUGGUGACCCGUCAGCGCUGUAUGCUGAGCUUCUUGCCCUCAUAGUACGGCUCGCACGAUACGGCCUCAUCCAUGGUGACUUCAAUGAGUUCAACAUCUUGGUCGAAGAGAAACACGAAGACGACGACAAGAUUAUACUGGUACCCACCAUCAUUGACUUUCCCCAGAUGGUGUCGAUAUCGCAUCCCAACGCCGAAUACUACUUCGACAGAGAUGUGGCCUGCAUCAAGCGCUUUUUCGAUCGGCGUUUCGGCUUCACGAGCGACGAACCCGGGCCGUUCUUCAAAGAGUCGACGAAGACUGUUCUUAAGAGACUGGACGUUGAAGUCGAGGCAAGUGGGUUCAGCAAGAAGAUGGCAAAAGAGUUGGAUACCUACAUGAAGGAACACGGCGUGGAUGGAGAUGCGGGAGCGAUAGAACAAGAGGAUGAGAGUGAGGAGGAAGACGGUGGCGAGCAGGAUGCCGUAGAGAACGAUGCACUUGACGCUGAUGAGCCGAUAAUUGAAGACUUGGCCACCGACACCCAGACGACUCCAUCAGCUCUUGCCUCUCAGAUGACCAUUCUGGACAUCCGAGACAACGAUCCGCUGCCUGACCUUAGCGAGAUCAAGCCUUCCUCUGCACCUACAAUAUCCACCAAGGCAGCCAAGGCAAAGGCGGGAUGGGCGCUUUAA